Messenger RNA from Puntigrus tetrazona (Sumatra barb), 1475 nucleotides. RefSeq lists its product as uncharacterized. Gene Ontology annotation, cellular component: cytoplasm. The coding region runs from base 126 to 1202 and encodes 358 amino acids. Lineage: Eukaryota; Metazoa; Chordata; Actinopteri; Cypriniformes; Cyprinidae. Gene Ontology annotation, biological process: phosphatidylethanolamine biosynthetic process. Gene Ontology annotation, molecular function: ethanolamine kinase activity. The record is from RefSeq and is a predicted model, not a curated record. The transcript has 8 exons.
CCUGGACCAAGAGUCCACCUGACAUUGUUACAGAGUUUAGAUCAUUACACUGACAAGCCCUAAACCAAAGCUUCCUUAACUGCCAUUAUACUUAUUUGAAUUAUCAGUGGAUAUAAUUAAAAAGAAUGGAAAUGAAAAGGUAUCCAAAUGAUGGGUGUUGUGAGAGAUUACAUUUAGAUGUCUCUGUUGAUGAACGCACCCCUCAGCAUGGGAUAUUAGAACUUCUUAAGAAACUGAGGCCAGAGUGGAAUCCAGAAGAUAUUCAGAUCAAGGCUUUCACUGAGGGCAUCACUAACCAAUUAAUGGGCUGCUAUGUGGGCUCUCUGAUGCAAGACCCUGUUUUACUGGUGAGGGUUUAUGGACAGAUGACUGAGCUUUUUAUGGACAGAGAUAAGGAAAUGGAGAUGUUCAGAGUGCUACACAAACAUGGCUGUGGCCCAGAACUGUACUGCAGUUUUAACAAUGGUAUCUGCUAUGAAUUUGUCAAAGGAGUUGUACUGGAUGACACACUGCUCAGACAGCCGUCUGUUUACAGAUUGAUUGCAACAGAAAUGGGGAAAAUCCAUUCCAUAAAGUCUGGAGAAACUGGGAACAGUUCACCCGUUUUGUGGUCAAGAUUGUCUCGGUUCCUUAAUCUGGUCCAGAGUUCUGAUGCUCCUAAACAGCAGAAAUCUGAUGUGGAGGCACCUUGCCUAAAAAUCAUCAUCAAAGAGAUGGAGGAACUGAAAUGUCAUCUUACCCACAUCAACUCCCCAGUAGUACUAUGUCACAAUGACCUCUUGACUAAAAAUGUCAUCUAUAACCAAGAAAAAGGCGCAGUAAAAUUCAUUGACUAUGAAUAUGCAGAUUUUAAUUACCAAGCAUACGAUAUUGGAAACCAUUUCAAUGAAUUUGCAGGUAUCAAUAAUGUUGACUCCAGCCUGUACCCUAGCUGUGAACUUCAGUUUGAUUGGCUUACUGCUUAUCUGGAGAGUUUCAAGUGUUUCAGUGGCGUGGAUUCAACUGUGACCAAGAAAGAAGUCCUGGAACUUUAUGUACAAGUCUGCAAGUUCUCCUUGGUGGCUCAUUUUUUCUGGUGUCUAUGGGCUCUCCUGCAGGCAAAACAUUCCACCAUUGACUUUGACUUCCAGAGGUAUGCCAUGGCUCGAUUCAACUACUACUUUGAAAAGAAGCAAGAGUUCUUCGGAAUGAAGCUUCCUUGAUUCUUCUACAAGCCUAGUUCAAGAGGUUCUGAAAGAGCCCAUCUGUCCUAAGAUCACACGCAUUAUUUCUAUAUUUAGUUUUAUCAUCAUACUGUAGGAUUGAAAGUUACAGGUCCUGUUACAACCCCUUCUUUACAAAAAGGCACAUUUGGAAUUCUAGGUAUAGUGAUCAAGACCUAUAGGCUGAGAUGUUUAUAAUUGAUUAAAUACAUAUACAUGUAUGUGUAGACAUAAAAAUAUAAAUAUGAAAUAAAGUUCUAAUCCAAGUAGAAA